AUGUCUUCUCAGAUACCUGGUCUUAUUUCGUCUUUCUUCCUUUCCUUGUUCAUCCAUCGAGCUUCUAUUUAUUUCUUUAGAGAAGUGUUUUUUGGAGUUUUUUUUUUCACUUCAUGCCUUUCUUUCAUUUCUUAUGACGUUCAUAAUUCUCAUUCUUUUUUUUUUUCAUGUGUUUGCACUUUUUAUAUCUCUUUCACUUCAGUAAUAUCUAUCUAUCUAUCUAUCUAUCUAUCUAUCUAUCUAUCUAUCUUUUCUGUAAAAGUUCAGCUAAUAUCUAUCUAUCUAUCUAUCUCUGAGCGGAAUUUUCACAAGCCGAUGCUACUAAACGGGAGAGGCCCUCAGGGCCUCGGUGUAGACGAGACGAUGCGGAACCUAACUCUUGCCGGGGUUAAUUCUCUUCUGUCUCUCUCUUCUGUCUGCAUGUCCCAUCUGCCUCUUCCGUCUCUCUCUUCCGUCUGCCUCUUCCGUCUGUCUCUUCCGUCUGACUCUUCCGUCUGCCUCUUCCGUCUGUCUCUUCCGUCUCUCUCUUCCGUUUGCCUCUUCCGUCUGCCUCUUCCGUCUGUCUCUUCCAUCUCUCUUCCGUUUGCCUCUUCCGUCUGUCUCUUCCGUCUGUCUUCCGUCUCUUCUUCCGUCUGCUUCUUCCGUCUGUCUCUUCCGUCUCUCUUUCCGUUUGCCUCUUCCGUCUGCCUCUUCCGUCUGUCUCUUCCAUCUCUCUCUUCUUUGCCUCUUCCGUCUGUCUCUUCUCUGACUCUUCCGUCUGCUUCUUCCGUCUGUCUUCCGUCUCUCUCUUCCGUUUUGCCUCUUCCGUCUGCCUCUUCUCUGUCUCUUCCAUCUCUCUCUUCCGUUUGCCUCUUCCGUCUGUCUCUUCCGUCUGACUCUUCCGUCUGCUUCUUCCGUCUGUCUCUUCCGUCUCUCUCUUCCGUUUGCCUCUUCCGUCUGCCUCUUCCGUCUGUCUCUUCCAUCUCUCUCUUCCGUUUGCCUCUUCCGUCUGUCUCUUCCGUCUGA
Molecule: messenger RNA, 1005 nt
Organism: Acanthosepion pharaonis
Lineage: Eukaryota; Metazoa; Mollusca; Cephalopoda; Sepiida; Sepiidae
Source: the annotation of a GenBank genome assembly